UCAUUAACUCCAUUUCUCCCUUCAUAAUCAUUUUUGUCGUCUCCUUUCCUACCCCUUUUGGCAUUUUCUCGAGUCACAUUUUUUGCACACUCCCUCUGUAUCUGUCACAGUUUAUACUUUAUAUGCAUUUCUGUAGUAAUCGAGUUAGUGAAGGAAAGGGUAAACGAAAGAGUAAGAGAUAGUUCUCUCUAUUGCUUUUUUCCUUUUGUUUAUGGGCUUUCUGUCUAUAUUGUUUUUCUUAAUCAAAGAUUCAGGCUUUCUGUGGUUUCUUGAAAAAUUACAGCGAUUUUGGUGUUCUUGAGGCAACUCUUGUGGGUUUUUAAUGAAUUUUGUUAUUGUUGAGGUCUUCUGAGGAUUUCGUCAACAAAACCAUCUGAAGAAAUGGAAACUAGGAUACGGGAUAUCUUUCCCAGAUUUGGCACUUAUCGUACCACCAAUGACGCUUCCCUUUUCUCAAGCUCAUUGCCUGUGCUUCCCCAUGAGAUGUUGAACCUACGUGAACCAGAACAUGUUCGUCCGAUUGAGGGCGCCUCGUCCGGCUUGAACAAACUUCAUGCUGAAGUUGAGUACAAUGACUUGCUUAAAGACAUUGACAAUUCUGCAAUUGGAAGCUCGCUCCCUGACGAUGAGGAUGAACUCCUAGCUGGGAUAAUGGGCACUUUUGACCUUGGUGGAUUGCCUAAUCACAUGGACAACUCUGAUGAAUAUGAUCUUUUUGGCAGUGGAGGAGGUUUGGAAUUGGAAUCCGAUCCACAGGAAAACUUGGAUGCGGGUUUCUCAAAAGCGAGUCCAUCUGAUGGUGUUGUUGGCAAUGGAGUGGUUCAUUAUGGUCUUCUAAACGGCAUGGGAACUGUUGCUGGAGAACAUCCUCUUGGUGAACAUCCCUCCCGAACAUUAUUUGUCCGUAACAUCAACAGUAAUGUUGAGGAUUCAGAGCUUAGAUCUCUCUUUGAGCAACAUGGUGAUAUCAGAACUUUGUACACAGCAUGUAAACAUAGGGGGUUUGUGAUGAUAUCUUAUUACGAUAUUCGUGCUGCUCAAACUGCCAUGCGAGCGUUGCAAAAUAAGCCACUCAGAAGGAGAAAACUGGACAUUCACUUCUCAAUUCCUAAGGAAAACCCAUCAGACAAGGAUAUUAAUCAAGGAACCCUUGUAGUGUUUAAUUUGGAUCCAUCAGUUUCUAUUGAAGACCUCCGCCAAAUUUUUGGUGCUUAUGGUGAGGUCAAAGAGAUAAGGGAAACACCGCACAAGAGGCAUCAUAAAUUUAUUGAGUUUUAUGACGUCAGAUGUGCAGAAGUUGCACUUAGAUCCUUAAAUAGAAGUGAAAUAGCUGGGAAACGAAUAAAGCUAGAGCCUAGCCGCCCCGGGGGUGCACGAAGAAGUCUGAUGUUACAGCCAAAUCAAGAUCUCGAACAAGACGAGUCUCGAAGUUUACGCCACCAAUUGGGUUCACCAAUUAGGAAUUCUCCCCCUGGUGAUUGGCCACCGUUUGGCAGCCCAAUGGAGCAUAGCUCAAUGAGUCCACCAGUAGGAAAGAGUUUUCCUGGAUUGGCUGCAAUUUCACAACUGUCGAAUUCUGUUAAGUUGGCAUCCAUUGGCAAUGACUAUUCGAGGGGUAGUCAUUUGGAACAUUUAUUGAAAAAUAGAUAUUCAAGCCAAAGAGGAGUAUUUGAACAGUCCCAUUCAUUUCCUGAGCAAAAAUCAGGUCUUUAUUCUGGAAACAUGCCCUCUUUUGUCUCUUCCAGUUCAAAUAGACCACAUGUUGAGACAUUGUCUGGGCCACAAUUUCUCUGGGGAAGUCCUAAGCUAUUCCCCGACCAGUCUAACUCGUCUUCCUGGAAAGCGCAACCAGUUAGACAUCCUUUUACGCUCAAUGGCCACCAACGCCUUUCAUACACUGAUGAGCAUAAAUUUUUAAACUAUUCAUCUCAAAGCAACCACCACCAUAACCAUCAUAAUAUUGGAUCUGCUCCAUCUGGCAUUCCCUUUGAACAACAGUCUGGGUUUUACCAGGAGUCACCAGAGGCAUCAUUUUUGUCUCGUAAAGAUUGGAAUUUCAUGGUAAAUAUGGAUGCUCACGGUGCUAUGAAUGCUGGUUCUGUUUACGGGAACAGAUUGGAUACUGGUUCUUCUAGUUUUGGCAUGAUGUCUUCUCCUAGACUUAGUCCCAUGUUCUUGGAUAACGGUCAUUUUCCAGGAUUGACAGCCAUGGACUUGGAGGGUCCAGCUGAACGUGGGAGGUCCCGCCUUGUCGUGAACAAUGGGAACCAGAUGGAUAACAGGGAACAAUUUCAGCUUGAUUUGGAUAAGAUUAGAAAAGGUGAAGAUACUCGAACAACUCUGAUGAUAAAAAAUAUCCCGAACAAAUAUACUGCCAAGAUGUUGCUAGCUACUAUCGAUGAGCAUCAUAAGAGUACUUAUGAUUUUCUCUAUUUGCCCAUUGAUUUUAAGAACAAAUGCAAUGUCGGCUAUGCAUUCAUCAACAUGUUGUCUCCAUCACACAUUAUCUCAUUUUAUGAGGCAUUUAACGGGAAGAAAUGGGAGAAGUUCAACAGCGAGAAAGUUGCUUGUUUAGCUUAUGCUCGGAUCCAGGGAACAGCAGCCCUGGUCGCUCACUUCCAAAAUUCUAGUUUGAUGAAUGAAGACAAGCGUUGCAGGCCCAUUCUCUUUCAUCCGGAGAGCUCAGAAUCUGGCAAUCAGCAGCAGCAGAUGAUCCAGGGACAUUUUUUUUCCCGUAAUUUGAACGUGCAAGCCUGUCAAUCGAAGGAAAUGGACCCCACAAAUUCACCUGGAAGCUCAAGCAAGGGUUUCUUGGGUGCUGAGGUGGAGAAGCAAUAGCAAAGGAGUCAGAAGCAGAAUAGGAAAAAGAAUGUGUAUACAGUAUAGGCCGAGACCCUUAGAUAGCAGAACAGAUUUUUGCACCAUGGCAUGGCAUUUUGAUUUGAAGGCAGAAAAAGGUCACCUAAAAGGAUGUACUUUUGUUAUCAGUUUGGAUGGGAAGCAUGCAGGCUAGCUAUCUACAAGGUGCAAUGCAUUUUGUAGAUUUCUGAUAUUUUUUCAGACUGGAAAUUUUAAUCUUGAAUUCAGUUGGUAAGAGGAACUCGUUAAAUUAGUUUUGAAGUUUGAAUCUUUCUGUGUUAGCGACUGUUUACAUUUGUAUAGACAGAAUUCUCAACAUAAAUGGAAAAAAAUAUAUGUAAGUUGGGAUUCUGCUUUUGCAUCAAUGGCAUGUCAAAGGAAUGGAAAUGGUUUGUUUUCAGUGUAA
This is a messenger RNA of Olea europaea var. sylvestris, 3265 nucleotides long. RefSeq names its product protein MEI2-like 2. The record is from RefSeq and is a predicted model, not a curated record. Gene Ontology annotation, molecular function: RNA binding. Bases 382 to 2838 code for a protein of 818 amino acids. NCBI's taxonomy places the organism in Eukaryota, Viridiplantae, Streptophyta, Magnoliopsida, Lamiales, Oleaceae. The transcript has 12 exons.